This is a messenger RNA of Besnoitia besnoiti, 1911 nucleotides long. RefSeq lists its product as uncharacterized. The transcript has 7 exons. Gene Ontology annotation, cellular component: cytoplasm. Gene Ontology annotation, molecular function: phosphatase activity. Bases 1 to 1911 code for a protein of 636 amino acids. The record is from RefSeq and is a predicted model, not a curated record. Lineage: Eukaryota; Apicomplexa; Conoidasida; Eucoccidiorida; Sarcocystidae.
AUGGCUGAGGUCUCUGCGCCGUUCGCCUCUCAUUCGGCCUCGGAAACUGGGUACCGUCCUGUGCACUUCUACUUCCUCCGACACGCAGAAGGCUCGCAUAACCGAGCCGUGAAAGAAAGGAAGCCAGGGCAGAGCCGGAAGAGCGUGUUUGCUUCCGCCGCACACUUCGACGCGCGGCUCUCCUGCGUUGGGCGCGCGCAGUGCACAGCCGCAGCCUCGGCGAUGCCCGCGCCGCUGCGGCUGGCGCUGAAGGAGAGUCUCGGGUUCGGCGUGGAGGACGCGGCUGCCGAGCCUGACGCUGCACGCCGGGUCUCGGAGGCGCAGGCGAAACAGGCGCUGACGGAGAGCCCGACAGCGCGCGAGGACGAGCCGCAGAGCCCAAACGUGAGCGCAGCGAAGCAGGCAGAUGCGGCAGGCCAGCCAGCCGCCGGCGGGGCGCAGACGCAUGCAGCGACUUCCUCCUCUGUGGUGCUCUGCACCUCGACGCUCAGGAGGUCGCUCGAGACGGGUCAUUUGGUGCUGCAGGGGGCGGUCAAGGGCCUCAAAGCUGAGGAAAACGGGUGUGCGAGGGGAGGGACUUCGCCCGAGUCGGGAGACGGUUUGCCUCAGGCAGUGGCGAACGCAGGAGACGCAGAGGACUGCCUAGCGCUGCAGACUGUUCGCACCUUCGCCCUCGAGGACCUGCGCGAGUGCAGCGGCGGCGGGCACAUCUGCGACGGCAGGAGCAGCACCCAAGAGCUUCGAAAGUUCUGUGAGCCGCGUUUCGCGGACGUUUCCUUCGUCGUGCCUCAGGAAGACGAUCCGCUUCCUCCGUCCAUGCCCAGGGAGUCGCGCGCGGACGUCGAGCGUCGCUGCGUCUCCUUUCUGCGGUUUGUCUUCUCGCUGGCGCGCUCGGCGGACUCGGCUUCGUCCUGCACGGAGCGGAAUCGCGGCGCGACGCGCCCGCUGGAGCCCUUCGCGCCCGCCGCGUCGACGCCUCUCCACGUGUUCUGCAUCGUCCACAGCGCGUGGACGCGACACUUCUUCUCCCUCCUGGGCAUGUUCGACCCGCCGGCGCGCGGCCUGCGUAACUGCGAAUGGCGUUCCUUCACAACCUCUGCCAAGUCCCUCGAACGCGCGCUGGAGAAGCUCUCGCAGCCCUCGUCAGGCCUAGCGGCGUCUCUCGCGGGCGCGUCAGCCUCUUCGGAGUUUCCGCUGCUCUUGCCGGCAAGUCCUCUGGCAGGCGCGGGUUCGAGCGACGCCUCGCACCGCGCCCUGCAGUCGGUCGACGCCUUCACCCGCUGCGUGCCGCGGGACUUCUUUUCGCUUCUCAUUUUCCCGCCGACAGCUUUGCAGCGGAGCACUUCUGCUGCGGCCUCAGCGGCCCGUGAGGAUUCUGCCACAGCGGAGGACGCGUCGCAGGCGGCUGUGGAGCGGAUUCUAGACUGGGCACGCAAGUAUCGGUAUAUGCCGUCACGGCAAUCGAGAUCAUGCGCGCCUCGGAGUGGAGACACAGAAGGAGAUUUGACAAGUCACACGGGCGAGAGGCCUGGACUCAGCGCAUGCCGCGGCGAGGCGCAUCCCGCUGUGUUCGAGGCCCUUGCACCAGAGUUUGAAGAGAAGGCGGCGGCCAUGAGAAUUCUCGAAACAGAGGAAGGAGAAAGGAGAGAAGUCGUCACAGAUGCGACCUGGUGCUUGAGCGCGGUCAAGGAAGAAAGGGAAAACGGCAAAUGGGAGCUGAUUGCGAAGGAGCGCGUUCACCGCCAGACAUGCGUCCUCGUUGUGCUGCCUCUGGAGUGCGGCAGCAGCGAUCCAGAAGGCGCCACGGCAGUCGACGCGCGAGAGGAGGAAAUCUCGCAGAUCUCUUCGUACUUGCUGCCUCAUACUGCCGGCUCCAGCGACGUCUACCGGCUCGACAUUCUCUCUCUCUAG